This is a messenger RNA of Monodelphis domestica (gray short-tailed opossum), 1021 nucleotides long. The record is from RefSeq and is a predicted model, not a curated record. NCBI's taxonomy places the organism in Eukaryota, Metazoa, Chordata, Mammalia, Didelphimorphia, Didelphidae.
GUGAACAAAAUUUGGGUCACAAUACUCUGUACUGGUAUCAACAGGAUUCCAAGAUGGGACUUCGGAUGAUGUUUUACUACAACAAUAAAGCACUUAUUGAAAAGGCUAAUAUUUCUAAUCGAUUCAAACCAAAUUCUCCAGAAAAUUCUCGCCUGAAUCUUCACAUUGAAUCCUUGCAAGCAGAGGACACAGCCACAUAUUUCUGUGCCAGCAGCCUAUGAGCAGCACUUCGGCCCAGGUACUCGGCUACUGGUCACAGAUGACCUGAAAAGAGUGACUCCCCCAAAGGUAACUGUGUUUCAGCCAUCUGAGGAAGAGAUUGGGGAGAAAGGAAAGGCCACUCUGGUCUGUCUGGCCACAGGCUUCUACCCUGACCUUGUGGAGCUGAGCUGGUGGGUGAAUGGGCAGGAGACCAAAAUUGGGGUCAGCACAGACCCUGAGCCCUCCAAGGAGCAUCCCAAGGAAGAGCACUCCAGGUACUCCCUGAGCAGCCGCCUCCGGAUUUCUGCUCCCUUCUGGCGCAAUCCCAAGAACAACUUUCGUUGCCAAGUACAGUUCUAUGGCAUUGCAGAGAAUGAGACCUGGUCAAGUAACCGGAGCAAACCUGUCACCCAGAAUGUCAGUGACCAGAUCUGGGGAAAGGCAGAUUGUGGGGUCACCUUUGAGUCCUAUCAGCAUAGUAUCCAGUCUGCCACCUUUUUCUAUGAGAUCCUCCUGGGGAAGGCCAUGCUAUAUGGCCUGCUGGUCAGUAUCCUGGUGUUGAGAACCAUGACCAAGAAAAACUAUUCUUGAAACCAGCUGUGGACCAGAGAGCAGGGAUCCAAGAGCAAAGGACCUUCAUUCUUUCAUCACCCCAGCUUGGCUCCUCCUUUAUCCAUUUCCAGCCUGUGUUCCAGAAGAAUUGUUCUUCCCUCUCCUCAUCUGUAUCCCUUAUACAAUUCCUCAAAGAGAACUAUGUAAGCCAAAGGGGCAAAGGUGGUGGAUUAAUCUGAAGCAAUAAAAAUAUCCUUCAUUCUUGUGA